UUGUCGGAGGAGGCGUGUGACUGUGAUUCGCGAACCUGCUUAAAUGGGCUGACCGCUGACGCUGAUUGGGAUUUGGGCCUUCGUAGCUAUUCUUCUUUUUAUAAACUGAAUUUUGACCCUGAAAGUUUUUGCCUGAGUUCCUCAUGAAGAACUCUGUUGUUUUUAGCUAAAAAGUUAUCAUGAUUUUUAUUUGAACAUAAUGGCUUGGUCAGGAGAGGGUACCACACUGAAAUCCCCACUGGAGCAAGUUUGGAGGCAGUUCGUUCCUCAAGGUCAUGAUCAAGCCCUGCGAAAUGCUUUCUACAAUGUGGCUGCUGCUGGAUUUGUGGCAGUUGUUGGUGCUGCUGCUUGGCAUGUUUACCUUAUAUUUCAGCCAUUUGUUCGAGCGUUGCUGUGGGCCGUGUUGUGCGGCUCAGCCAUCCACCCUAUCAAGGCAGCUGUUGUUGGCACUGUCCAGGCAUGGCUCAACAGCGUAUCAAACUCGUCUUCUUCUCUCACCGUAGCCACUCUCCUCCUACCCUUGCAUACACUGGAUGCUGUUUCUGAACUUGUUGGAAAAUAUGUGGUGCGUCAUGUUCGCACUGUGGUGAUAGUGACGAUGGUUCUCCCAGUGGUGUUCAUCAUCAUUCACUAUACACCGACUGUGCUCACUUCAGUCGCUUAUUGGCUUCUCUCUGCUGCCUUCAACACCGUGGCAUUUGUCAUGUCCCUGGCAACUUCCAACAAAUACCUGGUGGUUGCCCUGGUGUGCUGCUACAUGGCUAGCCUCUUCAUCUACUGGGAAGAGGAAGUGUACAGGAUAUGGCUGAGCCGUCUCAGUGUAGCAGUGUGGCUGUUGGCUGGUGCUGGUGUGGCUGGAUGGCUGGUGCCAGCUUCAGCCACUCAGCCAGUCUUUGCUCUGUUCUGUGCACUGCUCAUACUUGGCUUGUCUGUUGAGGUCUGGGAGUACAUGAAGGCAGAGCAGCAAGAUGGUGCAGACAGGGCCAGCUUGGUCGAGUCUGUCGUUAAAGUCUGUAAAGACGACUAUGACAGACAGCGGUCACCCAGCAUAUCUCUGGAUCAGAGCGACACUGCGGACGGUGGCAGGAAGCUGGAGGCCGUCAUGGAAGAAGACGACGAACAGGCUCCUGAUGCUGGGGCGACCCAAGUGCAGGACUUAAGAGCCACGGCUGGUCUCAACCAGGGCAGCCACAUGGCUGACACUCCCCUCGGGAAAGCCGAUAAGGACAGCCACAUGGCUGACACUCCUCUCGGGAAAGCCAGAGAGGGCAGCCAUGUGGCUGACACUCCCCUCGGGAAAGCCAAUAAGGACAGCCACAUGGCUGACGCUGCAGUGGAGAGCCCUCGUGCUCAGGAUAAGGAGGAGAGCGCUAGUAAUAUGUACAUCAAGGGCGUGUUCAUGGCGUGUGUGCUGGUAGAGCUCUGGCGUCACCACUACCUGCUGGCUCUGCUGCCCAUAGCCAUGCUCUACCUCAUCAUUAAGAAGACCACGUUCGUGUGGCUGGCGGGAGGCUCUCUGGGGGCAGCAGCAAACUCCUGCCUGCAGCAGCUGAGCGACCGCCUGCUCGCCUGGCUCUCCAGCAGGCGAGACGCUCUCCUGCCGCCGCCUGUGAGGGGCAUUAAGAAGGUGCUGGCACGCAGUGAGGCGUGCGUGCAGCGUGUGGUGGCGGGUUGCCUGCACGAGCUCGUGUCCUGCUGCCUCAUCCUGGCCGCCCUCCUCGUCAUCCUGUGCGGGGCCGUCUUCCUGGCCGUCCAGAUCCAGGGAGAAAGCGUGCAGCUGAUAGGCGUAGCAAGUCAGAUGAUCAACGCGACUGUAGUGAGCAACCCUCAGUUCAUCGCCCUGCUGCCUGAAGACUUCAGCAGCACCUUCAGCAGCGCCCUCGAGGACGCCUACCUCUACGGCCGCGACUGGCUCACCAAAUGGGUGCGGGACCUGGUCGGUGACACUGAACCUGCCAAGGCCUUGGCACUAGAGAAGCAGGUGCUGGAGUUGUGGGACAGGGUGUACCAGGCGUGGGUGGUAUCGCCCCCCCUGGCGUCCCGGGCCCCCCUGCAGGGUCCCGUCGUCACGUCCCAGGCCGUCGCCGACACCUUCGACAACCUCGUGCAGGGCAUCGCUAACUCCCCGGCCAACAGCCCCAUGGCAGGUCUGAUAUCACUCGAGUCUAUGAGUCAAGUGCUGCGUGACAACGUAGGCACAAUACUGAGCGUGCUGGAGGGCGUGUGGGGCGUGCUGCUGGGCAACAUCAGCAUCGUCGUGUCGCUCACCACAGCAUCAGCCUCAGCACUGCUCGGCGGCUCGCUGUCUCUGCUCAACGCACUUAUCUCUGCUGUUGUGUUCCUGACGGCUCUGUUCUACGUGCUGGCAAGUUCUGGCCAGACUUAUCGCCCUGUAGCCAUCCUCGGCAACCUCGCGCCUGGUCAGAUGAACAGCGUUGGAGUGGCGUUGGAGGAGGCUAUCAACGGUGUGUUCACAGCGUCGCUCAAGAUGGGCGUCUUCUACGGCCUGUGGACGUGGCUCCUGCACUCCAUCUUCGCCACCAACAUCGUCUACAUCCCUGCUGUGCUAGGUGCGCUGUUCGGGGCGGUGCCUCUAGUGGGCACGUACUGGGCGUGCGUGCCCGGGCUGCUGGAGCUGUGGUGGGGCCAUGACAGCCCCACGCUGGCCCUGCUGCUGCUGCUGAGAUAUAUUAACAGAGGUGGGCACCCGUACCUGACGGGGCUGGCGGUGGGCGGGGGCAUCUUCUGCUGGGGCGCUGAGGGCGCCAUCCUGGGCCCCCUGCUGCUGUGCAUCCUGCUGGUCGCCACCAACCUCUACGCCGCCCUCAUCUGUCCCCCUCCUCCUGCUCCUGCUGGUGCCAAGUACUCCAGACUACGGAGGAGCUUUAGUCAGCUGGAGUAGCGGCUUCUGUUACAUCCAGCGCGCGCUAUAUAGAUGUGCCUCUAACAACAGUGAUGCUGUAGCAGCUCACAUCUCACUCCCUCCGUAACGCUGGAGAGCGCGACGUCGCUGACAAAACCCAGAGUUGUGGAACACAAACCAAAGGAAACCCCCAAACAGGGAAGAUAAACCCGAACUACGGAAGACCAACCGGAACUACGGAAGACAAAUUUUAACUAAGCAAGGCGAACCCCACCACGAAAGGCAAACUCAAACACGGUAGACAAACUCGAACCAUGGAAGACAAACCCAAACUAAGGAAAGACCAACCGCAACUUCGGAAGACAAAUCCAAACGACGGUACACGAACUUUAACUAUGGAAGACAUGCCUAAACUACGGUCCUUCUCUAGAAACGUAUCUAGUGCUAGUGAUGUACGUAGUGCUAGUGAUACACAGUUCUAGUGACGUACCAAUUGCUAGCUUACACCUCUAGACAUGACCAUAUGCUAGUGUGCUCCAAAGUAAUAGUGAUGUCCUUAUGAUGAGUUCGGGAUUUCCUAGUCCCCGGUCACGCUGAUGCGCCGC
This is a messenger RNA of Hyalella azteca, 3468 nucleotides long. Its product is annotated as transmembrane protein 245. The transcript has 20 exons. Bases 200 to 2902 code for a protein of 900 amino acids. The record is from RefSeq and is a predicted model, not a curated record. Lineage: Eukaryota; Metazoa; Arthropoda; Malacostraca; Amphipoda; Hyalellidae.